AUGGCAUCAAAAACCCCCGCACCAGCUUCAACAGAGCAGCCGAAAUUCAAGCUCUACUGGCUCGAGCAAUCGCGCUCCCAACGCAUCCUCUGGCUCCUGGAAGAACUCAACCUCCCCUACGAACUGCAGAUCUUCAAACGCGACCCGACAACCCAUCUCGCGCCACCAGAGCUCAAAGAGAUCCACCCCCUCGGCAAAUCCCCCGUCUUGUCCAUCACGCCCCCCAACUCUCCCCCCAUUGUCAUCGCCGAAUCGGCGCUGAUUAUCGAAUACCUGCUUGAUCAUUUCGCGGUUGGGAGUAAGAGUACGCUGUUGCCGAAACGGUAUGAGGAGGGCAGGGAGGGUCAGGUUGGGGGCGAGACGCAGGAAUGGCUGCGGUUUAGGUAUUUUAUGCAUUAUGCUGAGGGCAGCUUGAUGAUUAUCUUGAUGUUGUAUAUGGUUGCUAGUAACAUCAAAGCCUCACCCGUUCCCUUUUUCAUAAAGCCCAUCACAACCCGCGUCGGCGACAAGAUCAUGACUUCCUUCGUCGAACCGAACUGCAUAACGCACUUCUCGUUCCUCGAGUCCCAGCUCAAGACCUCGAGCGGUCAAUAUCUCUGUGGUAAACAUCUGACCGGUGCCGAUAUCCUGCUGAGCUUCCCUUUGAUAGCCGCAAAGGGCUCGGCGCUCACUAAGGAGAAAUACCCGGGCGUGUGGGCGUAUACUGAGAGGUUGGAGAAGGAGAAGGGGUAUGAGAAGGCGGUGGAGAAGAUUGUGGAGAUUGACGGCAAGUUUGAGGCUAGUUUGCCU
Molecule: messenger RNA, 789 nt
Organism: Lachnellula hyalina
Lineage: Eukaryota; Fungi; Ascomycota; Leotiomycetes; Helotiales; Lachnaceae
Product: Glutathione S-transferase
Exons: 3
Source: RefSeq, a predicted model, not a curated record